UGCAAACUAUGCAGAUUCUAAUGCGCGCCAUCUCAAAUUCACCAUUAAAAGACUAUAACUUUUGGUGGUCUCUUUCAGAUACAAAGUAUGCUGGAACUGCAUUAUUUGUGAAGAAGUGUUUCAAUCCAAAGGUCUCUUUCUCUCUUAAUCAAACAGGUUCAAAGCACGAACCUGAUGGCCGGGUUAUUCUAGCUGAAUUUGAAUCCUUUCGUUUGUUAAAUACGUAUGUGCCAAACAAUGGUUGGAAAGAUGAGGAAACCUCAUUUCAGAGGAGAAGGAAAUGGGAUCAGCGAAUGCUAGACUUUGUUUUGCAAAAUUUGGAUAAACCCCUUAUCUGGUGUGGGGACCUUAAUGUAAGCCAUGAAGAGACUGAUGUGAGUCAUCCAGAAUUUUUUAGCUCGGCCAAGCUCAAUGCUUAUACUCCACCAAAUAAAGAGGACUGUGGGCAACCUGGAUUUACAUUGUCUGAGAGGAAGCGUUUUGGUGCGAUAUUAAAGCAGCGAAAACUUCUAGAUGCCUACAGAGUCCUACAUGAGGACAAAGGUAUGGAGCGUGGCUUCUCUUGGUCAGGAAACCUUGUGGGGAAAUAUCGUGGAAAAAGGAUAAGGAUAGACUACUUCAUUGUUUCAGAAACGCUCAAGGACAGAAUUGUUGCAUGCGAGAUGCAUGGAAAGGGGAUCGAGUUACAGGGUUUCUGUGGAAGUGAUCAUUGUCUUGUAUCGCUCAAGCUUUCAGAAACGGACUCCAAUUCAGACCAAUGCUAAGCAUUUGACAUACCGGGAUCAUUGCUACUCUUGUGUUUGUAUUGUCAAACCAUCAAGGCAUCAAUUUAUUUAAGUUGAACUUUCGAUGUAUUUUCAAACACAUUUGUCUGUACAUCAUGACAAUUAGAGACAAAAUCAAUAUAGUUUUAAAUAUCAGUUUUUGUUAAUUUACA
This is a messenger RNA of Daucus carota subsp. sativus, 937 nucleotides long. Its product is annotated as DNA-(apurinic or apyrimidinic site) endonuclease. The record is from RefSeq and is a predicted model, not a curated record. Lineage: Eukaryota; Viridiplantae; Streptophyta; Magnoliopsida; Apiales; Apiaceae. Gene Ontology annotation, biological process: base-excision repair. The transcript has 7 exons. Gene Ontology annotation, molecular function: double-stranded DNA 3'-5' DNA exonuclease activity; DNA-(apurinic or apyrimidinic site) endonuclease activity; phosphoric diester hydrolase activity. The coding region runs from base 9 to 764 and encodes 251 amino acids. Gene Ontology annotation, cellular component: nucleus.